CAUUAAACACGUCAUCAGCGUCGUCAGCAUCAAAAAUGAAAUCGGUGUCUGCUUGAUCAAUAAGCCACCAUUUUUGUAAUAGUAGUAUAUAAAUGGGAAGCGUGUGGAGCGGAGGAAGAACUACUUCUAAAGAAGAAAAAGAGAUGGCUCUUUCUAAAGUCAAACAAACCAUUUCCUCUAAUCCCGCUGUCGUCUUCAGCAAAACAUGGUGUGGAUACUGCAAGAAGGUGAAACAACUGUUCUCUGAGCUUAAUGUUUCUUUCAAGCUUUAUGAAUUGGAUGAAGAAAGUGAUGGUGGAGAAAUUCAAUCUGCCUUAAAGGAGUUGACUGGUCAAAGCACUGUUCCUAACGUAUUCAUUGGUGGGAAGCAUAUUGGUGGUUGUGAUGCUGUUAUGGAGCAGCACAGAGCUGGGAAGCUGGUGCCUAUGCUAACUGAAGCCGGAGCCAUUGGCAACACCUCUGCUCAGGUUUCCAGUAUCUGAAUGUUGAAGAUUGUUAUCGAUCUCUGUUACUAUGUUAUAUGUAUGAAUCCUAUGUUUAAGGAUCUCUGUAAUAAAAGCUUUAACAAAUCCAGUACGUCAUUGUGCUACUGUGUACAUGUAUAACAAUAUUGUACUCUUUUUCUUAUUUAUAUCUCAGCAAUUACAGGAUUAUGACA
Erigeron canadensis is the source of this 658-nucleotide messenger RNA. RefSeq names its product glutaredoxin-C1. The record is from RefSeq and is a predicted model, not a curated record. Gene Ontology annotation, cellular component: cytoplasm. The coding region runs from base 93 to 482 and encodes 129 amino acids. The transcript has 4 exons. Gene Ontology annotation, molecular function: glutathione disulfide oxidoreductase activity. Gene Ontology annotation, biological process: cellular response to oxidative stress. Lineage: Eukaryota; Viridiplantae; Streptophyta; Magnoliopsida; Asterales; Asteraceae.